This is a messenger RNA of Monascus purpureus, 1417 nucleotides long. Lineage: Eukaryota; Fungi; Ascomycota; Eurotiomycetes; Eurotiales; Aspergillaceae. The record is from the annotation of a GenBank genome assembly.
CAACACCACACGUUCAGCAUGCCUACAAACAAGCAGAUCAUCUACGCGAAUCCGCCUUCUCCGGCCAUCGACCCGUCUCUGUCAGCGGGAACCUUCUCCCUCACAACGACGCCUGUCCCCGACCGCAUCCCCAAUGACAAGCUCCUUGUUCGCGUGCAUUAUCUCUCCCUGGACCCGGCCAUGCGCCAAUGGCUCACCGCAAAACGUUCCUACAUCGACCCCGUGGAACGCGGCGCCGUCAUGCGUGGCCAAUCCAUCGCACAGGUGAUCUCAGUGGGCUCGGACCUGCAAUCCAAAUACAAAAUCGGGGACUGGGUCGUCGCCUAUUCUGGCUGGCAAGAAUACGCUACUCUGGGGCCUAAGGAGGCACAGAAGGUGGUCAUACCACCAGGCGGGCGACCGACGGAUGCCAUGGCCGUUCUCGGCAUGACCGGAUUGACGGCGUACUUUGGCAUGCUGGAUAUCGGACGGCCUACGCCAAAGGACACAGUGGUGGUUUCCGGGGCUGCAGGCGCGACGGGAAUGGUGGCCGGGCAGAUCGCAAAGAUCUACGGUGCCAAACGCGUGGUCGGAAUCGCAGGGAGCAAGGAGAAGUGUGAGUUCCUGACGAAGGAGCUAGGAUUUGAUGCCGCUGUGAACUACAAGGAUGCGGACUGGAAAAAGCAACUCAAGCAUGCCACGCCAGAGUAUAUUGAUGUGUUCUUUGAUAAUGUUGGUGGUGAGGUGUUGGACGCGUGUCUGAUGCGGGCGGCGAGGAAUGCUCGAUUCGUCAUCUGCGGCGCCAUUAGCCAGUAUAAUGCAGCUAAACCGAGAGGCCCUUCAAGCUAUAUGAAUGUCAUUGUGAGCUCUGGUGCUGUGGAUUACUGCUGCAGAGGGAAAACUGACGCUUUCUGCAGUCUCAACGUGUGACCAUGAAAGGAUUCAUUGUCUUCGACUACAUCAAACAAUACCCGGCAGCGCUAAAAGACCUAGCAAGUUGGUUAGCUCAGGGUAAGAUCCGGCGUAAAGAGUAUAUCAUCAAGGGUGGCAUCGAGGCUGCACCACAAGGGCUGGUAAGCCUCUAUGAAGGCGCAAAUACGGGGAAAAUGAUGGUGGAAGUUGUCCCCGAGUGCGAGUCUAUUGGAAAAGAAACCAAUGCAAAGCUGUGAACUGAAUCUCCUAUUGAAACGUGUAUAAAUACGACAAAUAUGGAUGCCAGGGAGGUCGCAAAAUGAGACCGCGUGGUGGAAGGAGACAGCGCUUUCUCUAUGCAGGACUGCCCUGCAGUACGAAUAUAUGCUCUGGUGUCUCUGAGGUCUAAACUCUUAUCUUCUAGAUCAAUUUCAUGGUGAUUAGAAUCAUGGAAGUCUUUAAAAAUUACAAGGGAUACAGCUGCGUCGUCUUGCAUGGCUGCAACCCGUGGCUAUUCUACUGUCUC